CCGGUCCCUACCGCCUGGCCUGGACGAGACAUAACGCAAUACAUGUUCCUGAUACGUUAGUCAAAAUUACUGUUUAUAAAUGAUAUUAAAUGCAAUGCACCAUUCCAACAACCGAUAGCAGUGACACGAUUGCCAGCAUCCUGCAAAGCAACUCCAUGACACUGAAUCCAGUGUACCUUGAGAAGCAGCAAUCUACUGUCAAGGGUGAGAGAUGCUUACACAGGUGAGCAGCACCCAUGCCCAACGGGUGUUGUCUUUUCUGAAUGAGCAGAGGGGUCUUGGCUGGUUCUGUGAUGCCAAGCUGACUGUAGGAGGAGAUGGGAGGGCAUACAAUGCCCAUCGCAACAUCCUGGCCUGUUUUAGUAAGAUUUUCCAGGAAUCUGAGCCAACCACUACCAUGGUUAAGAAGGUCUCCCUCCCAAAUGAGUGCCCCACUGAUGGCCUGGAACUACUUCUAGACUUUUUCUACACAGGGAAUUUGAAGCUUGACUCUCUGAAUCUGGACAAUGUGCAACAGGCUGCAGACAGCCUAUGUGUACCAGAUGCGCUCGCCCUCUGUCAGCAGUUCACCACAGAAGGGACCAUCUCUCCAGAAGAACCUCCGUCUGCAGAUCUUCUGGGUGAAGAUGAUGGCCUAAUCCCACAUGUAACGUCUACGGAAACCAAGGUCCCCCUAAAAAGGGGGAGGCCCCCCCAAAAAAGAGGGAGGCCCAAAAAAUCCCAAACCCCUAGUAGCGGCUCAAGUAAGAAGGAUCCUCCAGAAGCAACCGCCACCACAACUCGCUCUGGGCGUAAGGUGAAGAUCUCCAGAAGGCUGCUUGGAGAGGGCUCCAGGCCACAGCUCCUGCCCCAGGGAACCACCAGCAGGGGAACACCACAACUAGUUAUCAGACUAAUGGAUAGAAGUGAUGGGGCUGAGGACGAGGGACAAAGCCUCCCUCAGCCGACAGAUACAACAGAGGUAACAGACAUGGUCACUGGCAUUGUACCAGAUGUUAGCUAUAAAGCUAAUUCUCAUUUGCAGCCUCAUGAUGAUGAUGACGAUGAUGAUGGUUUGAUGGAGGGGGUGGAUGAGGACACUGAUGAAGAGUAUGUGCCCCAUGCCCUACCGACUACCACCUCCAGCCCCAAAGGCAGACGUAAAGGACCAGGCAAAGCUGUCAAUAAAGAGAACAGUGAGGAGGCGGCCAAGGGCUCCAAAAAGGGCUCUGUUCAGUGCCCCACCUGCAAUAAGACCUUCCUCAGCAAAUACUAUCUCAAAGUACACAACAGGCGUCAUACGGGGGAGAAGCCCUUUGCAUGCUCUAAGUGUGGGAAGAGGUACUACAGAAAGGAGAAUCUGAUGGACCACCAGGCCCGGAACUGCAAAUGUGGUGAAAAAGUAAAAGCGGUGCACAACUGUCUUCAAUGCCCCAUGUCAUUUGACAGAGUGGUGGAUCUACGUCUGCACACUGUCUCCCAUACAGGGGAAAUGCCCAAUAAGUGUACGUCAUGCUCGGAACAGUUUAUGCGUAAAAAAGAUUUGAGAAACCACGAAAUCAAAAUCCACGGCGCACCCAAACCACAUGCAUGCUCUCUGUGCAGCAAAGCCUACCUGUCUAAAACGGAGGUGCGUCUGCAUGAGGCGUCCAAGCAUCGAGGCGAGAAGCUCUUUGUGUGUGAAGAGUGUGGCCAUCGAGCCUCCAGCCGAAACGGCCUGCAGAUGCACAUCAAAGCCAUUCACAGAAACGAGCGUCCAUUUGUCUGUGAGUACUGCAACCAUGCGUUUACCCAGAAGGCCAACCUCAACAUGCACCUGCGCGUUCACACUGGAGAGAAGCCCUAUCAGUGCCACCUCUGUGGGAAGACCUUCCGGACACAGGCCAGUCUUGACAAGCACCAUCGCACCCACACGGGAGAGCGGCCUUACAGCUGUGAGUUCUGUAACCAGCGCUUCACAGAGAAGGGCCCGAUGCUCCGCCAUGUCGCCAGCAAGCACCAGGACGACCGCCCUCACUGCUGUAAGAUAUGUGGCAAGACCUUCAAGGCCAUCGAGCAGCUCCGCGUCCAUGUGCGUCGCCAUCAGGGCAUGAGGAAGUUUGAGUGCGAAAAGUGUGGCUACAAGUUCACCAGACAGGCCCACUUACGACGUCAUAUUCAGGUCCACAACCGCACCGAGAACUACAACCCGCGGGAGAGGAAGCUACGGAACCUGAUAGUAAAGGAUGAGGGGUCGCAGGAGGAGGAUGAGACUAGCCCCUCACCAACACCACCCACUGAGAAGGGGACACCCGAGGGGCUGGCACCUGUCUCUGGACCCAGUGUCCCUCUUCCUGUCUUUGGACCUGGACUCAGUGUGUCUGGACCUGGAACUGUACCAGGAGCCAGUGACAUCCUCAGGGUGGUUAUCCAGCCCCUGGUGGAGGAGGUGGUGUCAAGCCAAGGGCAGGUGGUGGUGGGCUUUAACCAGGCUGUGGUGGGGCAUGGGCCUGGCCAGUUGGAGGUAGGCUUAACCCAGAGCCUAGGUGUGAUCGGCCAAGGCCAGGUAGAGGUGGGCCUUACUCAUGGCCAGGUCGGCUUUCCCCAGGUUGGGGUGGGACAGGGACAUGGCCAGGUGGAGGUGCUCUCCUCCCAGGGUUUGGGUGUGGUGGGGCAUGGUUUCAUCGUGACAGAUGUGAUGGACCAGACUCUCCUGGUGGCAGGAGACUACCCCAUCCCUGAAACCACGGUGGAUCUGAAGGACAUACGGGAGGAUCCUCCUGCUAAGAGCAAGGCCUGAGGACGGGACAGGCAACGUAUUGUGACGUGGAAUCUACUUGGGAAAAUACAUGGGAUUUGAAAAAAAGUAAUUAACUGUUGUUUGAGGGUGACAUUUCAACCACGGGAUUAUGUCAUCAUAAUAACCCAAUUUCAACAUAGACAAACCCUUGUAUAAAAUAUGUUGAAUUUCUACCUUUAAAACAACGUCAGAUCUUCAACGUUCUGUUCACUAUCAGGAAAAAGAACACAACAGGCUGGGGCAGCACCUAGUGGAGAAUCUAUCUACAGCAGAGCUGACUGGGGCUUGUUUUUUUUGUUGUGUGGAAUUUAUUUAUUUAUUUUUUACGAAGUCAGUCGUGGUCUCAACCUGCUGUUUAGAGAUAGCAUAGUAGAAUACAAAAUGUGCAAUUUCAAUAGUUUUCCUCUUGUUAUGUCAGUCACUGACAGUCAAUAAAUUAGCCCAUGUCAGCUAACAUUUUAUAGAUUGCUAGGUAAGUUAGUCUAGCCAGCUAUCUAAAUCUUAUUUUAAUCAUGGCCGAGUUACUGACCGGACACCCAAGGCACGUGCCCUGACCUCCAAGGGGCCCCCCAUUGAUUUUGUUAGUCAUUCUCACACAGAUAUCAUAAGAACAUGCAGGGAAUUCACAUAAAAAUGGCUACAUUUUCUCUCCUUCCCAUGGCAAAAUGAGUAGAAUUCCAUUCAAUUAGUUUUGCAUUCAAUUCCUUUUAAAACGGCAAACUGUUCUUUCUGCCCCAUGGAAAAAUGUGUAGAAUUGCAGAAAGUCUGAUUUAAAACUGCAACAUUUUCUCUACGCCCCAAGGAAAAUGUGUCGAAUUGCAGGACAUUAACUUUAAAGUAGCACAUUUUUCUCUCUGCCCACCAAGAGGGGGGCCACUAAAAUGUUUUGCCUUUGAGAUGGGUAAAAAUAUUUCUUGGGGCCCCUAAAAUGCUAGGGCCCUGCACAUUUGCAAGUUAUUAGCAUUAUGAACAUAGAAAGUAAUACAUCUUUAAUGCUGGCAAUCAGAAUGUGUUGUUUGGUGUCAAGUUAUAUGGCUACAAUUUGGUUAAUGUUUGAAAUGUAUUUAUAUGAUUACAAAAAAACAAUUGUUUAAAUUGUUAUAUUUUUAAAUAAAUGCCUAUUUGUUCAGCCCACAGCCCACCAUUCACAGCCCAGAUUAUACUUUGGCACACCAAGCCCAAAAGUUUGAGGACCCCUGAACUACAGCUACCCUUUAGUCUCCCAUCCAGGGUUUUAACCAAGCCUAGUGCUGCUUAGCUAUGAUAUUUGUCACUGUCUAUUACCAAUGCGCUAUCUAGAGAAUGAUUGUUGAGAGAUCUAAAUAGAUUCACUGUUGCUAUCGAAGUCAUUCAUUCAUUUGUAGACAAACUGGAAUUAAAGCCAGACGAAGUCAGCACAGAUGGAACUAUCCAAGCAGAAGACACGUCUCCUUCAAAUGUUGACAUUUUGUUGCGUUUUCAACCAAACACAAUUCAAUAUUACUUUUCUAAUACAGUAAAUAGCCUAAAGUUAAGGCCAUUUUACAAACUAAUGUAACAUUCAAAUUAGUAACACAUCCAUGGUCACAUUUUGAGAUUACUGUAACUUUACAUUACUUCUUAUGUAAUCAUAUAAAGCAUGCAUUUUCAAGAUACAGAUAACUGCCAAACUAAUGGAAACACUUGAGUAAAUGAAGGUAUGUGUGCUUCCUGAGUUAGUUAAGCACUUAACAUGCCAUCAUGCUUAGAGUCAUGUAUCAAAAUGCUGGGCAGGUUAUUAUUUUGGCUCCCAUGGCUACGCCCCCACAGCAUGACAAGGGCACCAUCCACAGGGCACGAGUGGUCACUGAACGGUUUGAUGUAACCAUGUACCAUGAGGUGUCUCAGUCACCAGAUCUCAACCCAAUUGAACAAUUUUGGGAGAUUCUGAAUUGGCGCCUGAGAAAGUGUUUUCCACCACCAUGAACAAAACACCAAAUUACGGAAUUUUCAUGGAAGAAUGGUGUCGCUUCCCUCCAAUAGAGUUCCAGACACUUGACGAAUCUCUGCCAAGGUGCAUUGAAGCUGUUCUGGCUCGUGUAGGCCCAACGCCCCAUUAAGACACUUUAUGUUGGUGUUUAUUUUGGCAGUUACCUGUAGCAUGCAUAGGCCAGUCACAGGUCUGUGGGGAUCACUUGCGCCAUGUACUUUUAAUGUAAUCUCAACCACAAUCUAGGUCAUUUGGUUCUGCUAUUCGAUGAUAACCCAAUCUGUUGUAUAAAUAAACAGAACAUCUGACAUGUGCUUUUAAAUGGUCGAAAGCGUAGUGAUGGACAUUUGGGUGACAACUAAACCAAAAAUAAGACAUUGUUUUUCCAUUGGAAUUUGGUGGUGCUUGUAGAUGGUUGAAAGCAUAGUGAUAACACGUUGGAAAUUCCAACUAAAACUUUUCCACCAGUCUUUUAGACUGGGUGAAUAUAGGUUGUAAUGUCAUUGAUCAACGUUAUCAACCAAUUAUACAAUUAUCUGCGUUGAAAUGACGUGGUGUGCCCGGCCCGGUGGGUAUUGCAGUAGCCACGUUUGUCUAAAUGAAUGGCACACUUGGAGAAUUGCGCUGUGCAGAAGAACCUCACCCAGUGGAAGCCCCUACUCAGCCCAGUAGACUAUGAAACCCCUCAAGACAUUUCCCUACUCUGUGGACUUCAUAUUCAUUUUACCUGUGCAUUGGGGUCUGACAAUGAGCUUCAACUCGUCUUAAGCUGCUUCCAGUCGUCACUGGCCAGGACAUCAUUGUAAAUUAGAAUUUGUUCUGGUCCUCACCUUGAUAAAUGAAAGGUUACAUGUAAUACUUAAAAUACAUAACCUUAAAUUACUUAAGGUUAUUAAGUUUGCGUU
Molecule: messenger RNA, 5611 nt
Organism: Oncorhynchus keta (chum salmon)
Lineage: Eukaryota; Metazoa; Chordata; Actinopteri; Salmoniformes; Salmonidae
Product: telomere zinc finger-associated protein-like
Exons: 11
Coding region: 212-2758 (848 amino acids)
Molecular function (GO): protein binding
Source: RefSeq, a predicted model, not a curated record